This is a messenger RNA of Culex quinquefasciatus (southern house mosquito), 839 nucleotides long. Its product is annotated as cAMP-dependent protein kinase type II regulatory subunit. The coding region runs from base 612 to 833 and encodes 73 amino acids. The record is from RefSeq and is a predicted model, not a curated record. The transcript has 4 exons. Lineage: Eukaryota; Metazoa; Arthropoda; Insecta; Diptera; Culicidae.
GCUCACUGUUAGAAGUGACGUGAAAGCCGCAGGUCGUGUAUCGCGUGUUACUUCGCGCCGUCGACUUUUGUGGAGAAGCACAAUAUCGAGUUUCGUUUUGCUCCUGUUUGAGCCUUUGUAAAUAUUGUAGUUUUGAAGUUGAUCAAAUUGAUUCAUAAAAAGUCAAAGAUUAAUCAGAGCGCGUUUUCGGUCGAGUAGGCGACGACCAAAAGAUCGUUUCGUCCGGUCAGAGAAGAAGUGCAUAAGAGCAGAGUGAAAGGUGAAGAAGAGGGUGCAAAGCCAAAGAAAACAGGUGAAGAAAAGAAGAGCAAAGAAGAAAAGAGUCUCGCGGAGAAGCCUCUGGCCAAAGAAGGAGACACGAGACACAGUCCGCCAGCCCCAGCAGCAGCACUAGAGCGUCGCGCCGUCUGUGUCUGUGUGUGAACGUGCGUGCGUGCAUCCAAGUUGUGAGUGUGUGUGUGUGUGUGUUUGCACGUCACUGCGCUGUCACACCGUAGUGAAGGUUGGAGUUAUUGUUGUUGUUUCUCGGUGGUGACCAGCUGAAACUUAGAGCGGAAAAUCCUGUGCUGAAAACGUGACUACUUCGAAAAUAAGAUUGUGCCCGGUAAACUAUGUCAAGCCAACAGAAGCACCGGAUCCAGGUUCCGGACGGAUUACGCGACGUGCUACUCGAAUUCUCGAUAGCGUACCUGCUCGAGCAGCCCGGCGAUGUGAUCGACUACGCCGUCGAGUUCUUCUCGAAGCUGCAGGAAAACCGAAAGACCACCAUGAUCACAGCGGCCGAGCCGAUCUCACCCGACGAGAGCAUCAUGUCACACGAGGAAGGUGAGUGAAGCAAA